CCGAAGCAAGAGGCAGGCUAAAAUAUUGCAGUCUGAACUGCUGAAUAAAAACCACUCUAUUAUAAAACCCGGCAAGAAGUAUUUUAAAAAUGUGAAUGUUUUUAAUGAACUUGGCUGACUGUAAAUAUAAUAUAGCGCUUGCACCUUGAAACCAACAGAUGGUGGAACUUACAAAGUCUGAGACGGAAAUUGUAAAGUAAAUAUUAAAAGGAACAAUCAACUUCAAUUACUAAUCUGCACCUCUUAAGUAGAAAUACUGAACACGUUUUGUUAAAAUGCUCGAAACCUUGUGUUGAUUAUCAUUUUGUCGUGAGGACACUACAGCCUGAAUUAUUUAAAUUCAAACCAGGGAGUAAUUGGCACAGGAAUAUUCUUCAGUGAUCAAUUUAUAGGCCUACGAAUUUUUAGCACAGUGGGUCUAAGAGGUUUCUAUUUAGUACAAGGAAUUUUCUCAUCCAAAUGCUGUUUUGCAUUAUUAUUCCACCCAAAGAGUUCUGAUGAGAUCAACCGCCGUUGAUAUAAUUUGUGGGAUUACUAAGAUUGCAUAAGCUGGCGUAUAAUACGAAAGGUAUGAAAUACGCAACAUCUUUUGCUGUCAUCAUUAUUGCUGGCAUAGGCACAAUAUUAUUAACGAAUACGCUAUAUCAAAACAGUUUUUCUGCAAACAGUAUCGUCGACCGCUUUCCUCAACCUCCUCAUAAAAUUGCUCGCAUGCGUACAUUAGUCAACAAAAAAUAUGAAAUUAAUAAUACUGGUGAAUAUAUUCUGUCAACACCCAGGAAAUCUGACUUCCGUCCUGUCACUCUUGACGCCAAUUCCAGCACUGAAAAGCAGAUGAACUCAAAGGUUUACAAAGGGAUCCAUAUACUGGCCACUGGAAGAUCAGGUUCAUCAUUUCUAGGGAAAAUUUUAGCGAAUAGUGAACGAGUGUUUUAUCUGUAUGAACCAGGACGUCUGAUCGAUUUGUAUAGGCCUAGUAAUGAAUCAGCAAUUACAAAGAGCACAAAACAGCUUCAGCGAUAUGGACACAUAAUCAAUUCCUUGUAUCAUUGUCGAUUCGAAAAUAUGGAACCCUAUCUAAACUCCAUGAGGCAGCGUGUAAAUUACCGUCAACAAUUAUGUGAUAUCCAAUCGCUUUUGGGUCAUCCAUGCGAUAACGACAAAGACCCAUCAGGUAUAUCACCCAAAUUGUACAAUACGAUUGAGACUAAACUAACAGGCCUACACGAACAAUGUGAAAAUAAAGAGUUCAUUGUAAUCAAAUCUAUUCGAAUUUUUGACAUAUUGAAUCUGUCACAAUUGUUUAACGAUAGCGAAAUAGAUUUUAAAAUAUUGCAUCUCAUUCGUGAUCCAAGAGGAAUGACUUUGUCAAAACUAAAGGCUUGGGCUCCCGAUGUCAUUAAAAAGAUGAAAGCAGAAGACAGAUCUGUCUUUGAUGUUCAGGAUUUACCUUCUGACUGGUAUUCUGGUUUAGAUGAUUGGUGUAAAGCUUGGAUAAAAGAUGCAAGUAUUGGGCAACAGAUGGUAUCAAAAUACAUGGCAGUAAGGUACGAAGAUAUAUCAAUGAUGCCAUUGAUGACAACAAGAGAAAUAUACGACAGACUUGGUUUAGGUGAGGUUUCAGAACACGUUGUAAACUGGUUAAAUGAACAUACAAAGGAAUCAAGGGGUGACGAGUACUCGGUCUCUCGAAACUCAAUGUUAAACGCAGAGAAUUGGCGUCGAGAUAUGACGUAUAUGCUUGCAAAGCAAAUUCAAGAUAUGGAAAAUUGUGGCAAGUUUCUAGAUACAUUUGGUUAUAUUAAAGUAAAACGUCCCCAGGAUCUUACAAACUCAAGUUUGUCGCUAAGUGGACAGAAGCAUUAAUUCUUAAGAACAUGAUACUUCAUUCAUUUAUAGACAUAUUAUCCUAUCAUUGUUAUCAUAUCAUGAACAUCAUUAUCAUACUACCACCAUCAUCAUAACCACCGUGUCAUUAGUGGCAGCAGUGGACUAGCAGCAGUAAUAAUAGUAUGUAGUACUAAGGAGUAUAAAUGGGAACCUGGUGGGGUUACUUGCUCCUGAGCCGAUUACCAGCAGCAACACUUAGCAUGUGGACCCAAUGACCAGGGAAGAAGAACUUCAGCGCUUCGUAACUGAAAAGAAAAGCGCUAUACAACUAACAAGUAACAAGGUAACAAGGUAUAUAUUGCUAUUUUUCAGGAGACAAUACAUUAUAAAUUUAUAAAUUGCAAAGUAAUAACAAUUCAAUUAAAUAAUUAAUUUCAACGAUGACUUGAUAUCUGAAUUUAGAAAAGGCGAAAAAAAUGCUGGGCUAUAGGCCUAAUCGAACAAUAGUUUAAGGCAUAUCAUGGCCGUAGGGAGCUGUCCGGUUGGUCCAGUUUUGGCCGACACCAACAAUUCACCAAUCGAAAUCAUUUGUAUGCCAAAAUUGUCCUUUUGUCCUGGCAUACAAGCGAUAUUGAUUGGUUAAUUAUUUGAGAAACUUGCAUUAAUUUGGACAGACCUGACGUGUCUUUGGGUGGUUUCGGGGUUUGGUCUCCAAUUAGAUGGUUAGCAUUAGGCUAUGUUAAAAAAUUGAUCAUUUUUAUUUGGUUCUAAUAAUCUGAAAAAAGUUUUCUCGAAUUAGAGGGUGCACUUUAUAUACAUACAAUUUUACCUAAAGAUAUAACGGACAAUAAAGAAAUUUUAGAACAUCAAUAUAUUUU
Molecule: messenger RNA, 2708 nt
Organism: Anneissia japonica
Lineage: Eukaryota; Metazoa; Echinodermata; Crinoidea; Comatulida; Comatulidae
Product: carbohydrate sulfotransferase 1-like
Exons: 2
Coding region: 571-1866 (431 amino acids)
Biological process (GO): sulfur compound metabolic process; N-acetylglucosamine metabolic process
Molecular function (GO): N-acetylglucosamine 6-O-sulfotransferase activity
Source: RefSeq, a predicted model, not a curated record